AGGCCUCUUGGCUCAAGGCUAGGCUUCAAUCAGUGCAUCGUAAUUCAAGGGCGCGGUCGCACGGGGGCGUUUCGCCCCCGAACGCGUCCCGCCUUUGCCAGAGAGACGCAUGAGACUCGUUCUUCUAGUGCUGCUCGCACAAUGCGAAGCAGUACUCGAUAUCCUUACGGGAUUGAAAAUGCCUCGAGGUUUGGCAUUAGACCUCAAGGAAGGCCGAAUGUACUGGGCAGAGGAUGGCACCAAGAAGCUGAGGAGUGCCACUUUGGAUGGCCAGGAUCUCAGAGACGUGGUGGUCAAGACCGAGGUGCAAGAAGCUCCUCGAGACGUUGCCAUAGACCCUGCGAGUCGGAAGGUCUACUGGACCGCCCUCUGCUGCGGCCUUCGCCGCGCGGAUUUGGACGGGGACAACGAGGAGGUGGUCGCCUCCGCUGAGUUUGCCAGCGGGGUGGCAAUCUUCGAUGACUACGUCUACUGGGCAGACUGGAUGCAUGGCCAGAUCCUCCGUCGCAAGAUGGGUGACUCGGGAACUGAGGAGCCCAUAGUGACGGGCCUGGCGUCCCCGGUGGACGUAGCCCUAGAUGCGUCCUCGAAGAUGAUCUACUGGUCCGACGUGGGCCAGGCCAGAACCCAGCGCGCCUCCGUGGAUGGGAACGGCAUCCAGGUGCUGAACAUGAGCUGGGCCAUCAUGAACACCUACGGAAUGGCCGUGGACCACUUCGCACGGAAGUUGUACAUGGCCGAUUUCGAGAAGACGGGGGAGUUUACAGGUGGCAGCUCGGACUAUGCGGGGCGCAUCAUCCGCACCAACUUGGACGGUUCCAACGCCGAGGUCUUGGUGAGCGAGCCGAGCAUGAGCAUGCCCUAUGGCGUCGCUGUGGAUACCGAACGGGACCAGGUCUACUGGACGGAUCGGAAGGCGGGCAAUAUCCAGCGCCUCUCGCUGAAGUGCGCAGCAGGCGUACAGGAGGUGGCCAGCCGAAUGAACAGCAGUAUGGUCCGCGUGGAACACGGCCCUGCGGACCACGGCAGCUCCAUCCUCGCGCAGUGCCCGGCGGGAUAUAACGGUUCAGUGACCUUGGCCUGCAACAACGACCACUUCACCUUGAACUCGGGGAAGUGCGGCAAGCGCUGCGCUGCAGGCUCUAUGCAAUAUGAGCUGAGCGGGGAGUCGCCGAUGGUCAUCUUGGACCACCCGGAAAUGGACGACGCGGAGGACUUGCAAGCGGGCUGUCCAAGUCCCAUGGUCGGGACUGUGCAGUACAAGUGCCAGGACGGCGAGGUCUUGCUGCGGGAGACGGACUGCCGGCCCGCGCGGAGCUGCGGCGCCGGGGAGUUUCUCUUGGGCCAGGCCCUGGUGAAGCACAGCGCCAUGGACCAUGGCAUCAUGGAACCCAGCAGUUGCCCGGAUGGCUUUGACGGACAGUACUUCCUGCAGUGCGAGGACGGGGAAGUGGUGCCGCGCCACAACUCCUCGUGCCUGGCGCGCUGCGACGUGGCGGGGAGCUUGUGGGUGGACGACGGCGCCGUGGAGGUGUCCCAUGGGAAAAUCAUCGAGGGGGGCAAGGUGAAGGUGGUGUGCCCGACCGGCUCCGCGGGCCAAGGUGUCUACCUCUCCUGCGAGAACGGGUACAUCAACGUCACGGAGAGCACCUGUCGGCGUAGCAGUUACUGCCAGGGCGGAACACUGCAGUCCGGCAACGCGGAGUUGUCCUUCGACAAUUUGGACGACAAGGAGAACGUGCUGUUGCAGUGCCCCGAAGGCUUCACCGGGUCUGUGGACAUCACCUGCCGCAAGGGCGAGAUCCAGAGCGAAGGCGUCUGCUUAGAGGACUGCGCCGAGGGCCUGGCUCAGAUCCAGGGCCUCAGCUUCGAGCACGACGACAUUCCGAACGGACAGAUGGUGAAGCUCAGAUGCCCUGGAGGCUACAAUGGACGCAUGGCCUUCCGUUGCAACGAUGGCAACGUGACGGUGUGCGCCGACUGCUGUCCCACCUGCGCCUGCGUUAUGGUGGAAGAGGACGUGCCUCCGUCAGAACUACCUGUGGCGGCGCUGGCAGCCGGGGUCACGGCCUUGGUGCUGCUCAUGGUCUUCACCAUGGGCGUGCUGCGGCACCGCAUGAUGAAGCGCCGAGCGAUGGCUGCGGCGGUGGCGGCGGCGGUGGGGGACAUCCUUCCUGUGGCCUCCACCGGGCUGCCGAAGGCGGGCAGCGGCAGCGGGCGCUCGAGCACCUCCGCGCCCACGGCGGCCGGGUCCAGCGGCCGCAGCUCGCGGCGCAUCGAGACGGACAUGUUUGAGAUCGUGGUCGACUUGCCCAUGACGGUUCCGCUGUACUGGGCGACGCGGGAUGGGAUCCACAUUUUUCCUGAUCCGAACCGCAUCGCCGAGGUGCAGCACCUCAUGAAUGAGACCUGGGUGCAGCGCUACAGCCGCGACCGGCGCUUGGUGGGAGGCUCCGACAAGGUGCCCACCAGCUGCCGCGUGGCCAACGUGCUGCGGGUGGAGAACCACCGCGCCUACGCGCGCUACAACAGCUACAAGGACGCGGUGAAGAUAAAGAGACCAGGGCCCUGUACCCGCUUCAAGGUUGAGACCAGUAACAAGAUAAACUUGCUGGACGACGACAUCAACGAGAGCUACCUCUUCCAUGGCACAAAUCCAGAAUCCGCCCAGUCCAUUGCCCGGGACUUCUUCCGUGUGGAUCGCGCCGGAAGCUCUACGGGCUCCAUGUUUGGGCGUGGCAUCUACCUGGCGGAGAACGCCAGCAAGAGCGACGAGUACGCCAAGGAGGGCUCCGGAGUCUACCUGGGCCUCUGCGCCAUGCUCCUUUGCCGCUGCGUCAUGGGGGAGGUCCUUACCGUCCCUGAGGCCGCGGAUAUGGAGGAGCCGGCGAAGGCCAAAGGCUACGACUCCGUGUGUGGCGAUCGCUUGGCGGCCGUGGGCACCUUCCGCGAAAUGGUGUUCUUCAACGAAGAGGCCGUUUAUCCAGAGUUUAUCGUCAUCUACACUCGUGCUUUCGAGUGAUCUGUUUCACGUCUCCAUUCGCUCCCUUGAAGGGACAAAACAUUUGCCAUUUCCGAGCGCCCGACUCCCUCGAAACCAUCGAAACU
Effrenium voratum is the source of this 3108-nucleotide messenger RNA. Lineage: Eukaryota; Dinophyceae; Suessiales; Symbiodiniaceae. The record is from the annotation of a GenBank genome assembly.